AUGGAACUCAAUAUAACAGAAAAUGUAAUGGCUUAUGAAAAAGUCAACACCUCCAAUAUAAACUUGUCCACCAAAAUUAGCCCUAACUGUGGAGCCAGCAAUGACUAUGAUGAUAUGGACUUUAAUGUCAGCCUACACAACAUCAGCUCUCUCAGCAUGUUAGUACCCAACAACAUGAGCAGCAACACCACAGUCCGUUACUAUGGUCUCAUCAAACAGCCAGUGGUCAUGCUGGUUGUGCUUACUGUGUCAUAUAGCAUCGUCUUCUUCUUAGCGUUGAUGGGCAACUUGAGCGUCGUACUUGUUGUUGCUAAGGACAAAAGCCUACACACAGCAACUAAUUUCCUGCUUGUCAAUAUGGCAGUUGCUGACAUGCUAAUGGCGAUAUUCUGUUUGCCCAUCACUCUCAUGUACAACAUCUUUAACGGUGAGUACAUUAUGUGUAUUUGCAGCUCUUAUUUUGUUGUUGUCACUUCUGCUGCUGUUUGA
Candidula unifasciata is the source of this 489-nucleotide messenger RNA. NCBI's taxonomy places the organism in Eukaryota, Metazoa, Mollusca, Gastropoda, Stylommatophora, Geomitridae. The record is from the annotation of a GenBank genome assembly.